UGUCUCAAUUAUGUUAAGAUUCCUUAAAUAUAAUUUGAAAGAACACGGUUAAAAGUUUUCAUGAGAAACAUUGUUAAUAUUAUCUGAAUAAUUGAUUCCAUGAACUUUCUCGGUAACAAAAAUUGAGUUAUUUGAAUGUGGGACUUAUCUACAUUGCCUUCGACAUUUGGUUAAUAAAUGUAUAUUUACUGAAUAUUUCAAAUCUAAUGACUAUUUCAAAGAUUCAUUUAUUGUUCACAAACAAAAAUCAAAUAUCCUGAAACAUUCUGAUGAUACAUUGAUGGCUUCAAUCGAUAUACCAUUUCUUCAUGGAUCUAAAGAUCGUAAUGUAUAUGCUAAUCCGGAUGUUUAUACUAGUGCUGGAGUUGUUGCCACCACGUAUUCACGAUUUAAAACGAGCUUUUGGAUUGAUAGGAUUUUACUCAUUUUAACUGUAUGUAUCCCUGUCAUUCAAGCAUUAGUUCUCUUAUUAUUGCAUGCUCUUCUGGGCGUUACUCGUUGUCUUCCAGAUACAAAAGAAAAUAAACUUGAUUAUUACACAAUUACAAAUACAUUUAUUGAUCGUGCAUGUGGUCUACAACUGACUACGGAAGUACUGCAAGGAACAGUUAAACGAUUACCACAUUCUUUUAAAUCUUCAAGUCAAAUUAAUUCUGAAUCAGAAGUAACCAAUAAAGAAAUUAGUACUAUUCGUCUACAGCAUGAAUGUUAUCCAUUUGUUUUAAUUAUAUAUGCAAUAGCAAUGUGGAUACCUCAUUACUUAUAUCAUCGCUCUACAGAUCGAACUGCUAGACGUGAUUUAUGCUUGGUACGUGCCGAAUUACAUAGUUUCAGAAGAGCUGUUACACAAGAACUUGCUUAUUUACAAACACUUGCAACUGCAUCAACUGAUGUUGGUGCACCAACUGGAACUUUUCUAUCACCUACAUCAACUAUUCCAACAGGUCCUAUAAUACGUCAAAAUGGUUUAUAUUAUCCUCAUACUGGAAUAGGAUAUGGUGUACAAAAUGAUGGAACUAGUGGACGUACAACUGCUGCAACAUUUGGUGGUGGAUCAGCUCUAUCACAAACAACUGCGCCAACUGUGAUUCAUGCACAACAACAAUCUGCAACAAUUGGUACAAUUAGAUGUGGUGGUAUUGUUGAUAGUCCAACACUUUCACCAGCUAUACCAAUAAGCUUUGGUGAUGCUGAUUUAUCAGCUCCAGGUUUAUUAGAUUUACCAUGUUUUCAUGCAUGUCAUGCAGAUUGGUCAUUAAAUACUUAUUUAGCUGCAUGGCAAAAUACCGAUUUCUAUUGGUCAAGAUAUAUAACUAAACAUAUAGUUUUAUUAGUAUUUCAUGGAUGCACUAUUUUAUUCACUUUUAUUAUUAUUGGUAUUUAUAAAGGUACACCAUUUGCACCAUUAUUUAUAUGCCAAAUUAAUGAUUAUCAAUUAUCGAAUAAAUUAUUUAUUUGUAUGUUACAAACAACCUUUAUUGUAAAUAUGUCUAUAUUAAGUAUAGGCUUUUUAAAUUUAACUGGAUUAAUAUUACAAAUGAUUUAUUUCUAUGAAAAUUUUAUACAUAUAUUUUGGUUAUUUAAUAAUAAUGGAUCUUAUAUGGGUAUAACAACACAACCAAAUAUUUUUUUAACUGGUGUCAAUGAAAGUCGACGAUGUUUUUUUGCUGAUUAUAUACGUUUAUUAGCUUAUACAGCAUUUAAAGAUACACAUUGUGAAAUACGUACAUUAACUGUUAAUUAUUCACCAUAUUUAUAUUAUUCAGAUUUUCAUUUUCUUUCAUUAUUAUGUAAUGAAAAUAUUCAUUUAUUUUCAGAUUCUAUACAUAUACAUUAUUGGACUGAACGUUAUGCACGUUUAUGUUGUAAACAUUUUCAUCGACCAUAUUGGGCUAUAAGACGUGGUAGUUUAGGACAUUUAGAAAUAUAAUAAAUUAUCAUCGCACAAAUAUAUAACAUACAGGGAGUCUUAUCAAAGUUUAAAAAAAAAAACAACAACUCUAUUUUAUUUCAUUUCUUUAAGAUUUCCAAAUGUGGUUUAAUGAAAUUAUAACAAUAUUACUUAUUAUAUACAUAUUAGUAAUAUAUUGUAUUCGCUUUGUAAUAAUAAAAAGUACAGUAUUAAUUUUAUUACAUUUAAUCAUAAUACAUAUUCGCUUGAUGUAUACUGAUUGUUGUUUGUUCUUUUCGAACACUAAACACUUCGUUUAAUGUUUAAUAUAGAACUCAGGAAAUUUCAAUUUUCUAUACAAUCAUGUAUGCUUAUAAUACAUAGAUGUAUAGGUAUACAUUUAUCAGUUGUAUUUAUUUGCUUAUUUUUUCGCUUAUUCUAUACAACUUCUUCUUUUUGUUUGUUUUUUGUUGUGGUUGUUUUAUUCGAUACUGUUGAGGGGUCUUUGCUUGUUUGUUAGGAAUUUUCUCUUAAUCUUGUUGUUUGA
Messenger RNA from Schistosoma curassoni, 2438 nucleotides. Lineage: Eukaryota; Metazoa; Platyhelminthes; Trematoda; Strigeidida; Schistosomatidae. The record is from the annotation of a GenBank genome assembly.